UUUAACUCUCAAGAUUCCAGUGAUGAUCGCUUUGCAACUUGUAAAAUCAAACCGCCACCAUGAAUGAACAGUGUCUUAGAUCCUAAGUCGGAUAACACAAACGUGAAGUUUAAGAUUGAGAUGUUAGAAUGCAUGAAAGGGUGCCAUCUUCUAAGCACAAGAAUUCAACUUCUCCAUUCUCGAGAACGCCAUUGAUGCCUUAAAAUUUGGGCUUCCAGUUUCACUCGUGUGCCUUUGACCUUGACUCUCUUCUCUAUGCUUCCUUCCCAUAUAUCACACCCCAUCCUCUUCCAUUUCUUCUCUUCUUAUCACAAACCCUUCAGAUGCAUUCAUUUCUCUAGCCAGACCCUGUUUCAAGCUUUAUAUCAAUGGCUCCUCCUGCCACCCCCACAAGUUACUCUCUCGCUUCAAGUCCUUUCUCUUCGCCCAACCUCGGAGCCUUGCUUAAGAUCAAGGUCAUCACGUGGAGCCAAGAGACUGGUUUGCCUGUUUCAAUUCGCGUCCGGGUUGGAGAGAAGAUCUUUAACCUUCACAGAUUUCCACUUACUUCAAAGAGUGGCUAUUUCAAGAAAAAUUUGAGCAAAGAAACAUCCGAGAUUGAGCUUCCGGGAGAUUUCCCCGGAGGAGCAGAAUCUUUUGAGAUGAUUGCCUUGUUCAUCUAUGGCUCAUCCUCACUGAUCGACCCAUUCAAUGUUGCAUCCCUUCGAUGUGCAGCAGAGUUUCUUGAAAUGACUGAAGAACAGUGUUCAGGAAAUCUGUGCGAGAGAUUUGAUCUUUAUUUGAACCAAGUGGUACUUCAGAGUUGGGACGACACGUUGAUUGUACUCCAAAGGUGUCAGAUUCUACUUCCGUGGUCUGAAGAUCUUCUCAUAGUGAGUCGCUGUAUAGAGUCUCUUGCUUUUAUGGCGUGUAUGGAGAUUCUUGACCCAGAAGGAAGAAAAGAUACACCAGUUGUUACAAUGGAAGAACUAGCGUCACAGUCUUGGAGCUGUGAAAUGAAGGAUAUGGUUCCUGAGGAGUUGUGGAUCAAGGAUCUGAUAGCUCUGCCAUUUGAUUUCUUCAAAAGGGUCAUAGGAUCUCUGAGAAGACAAGGGAUGAAAGAGAAGUAUGUGAGUCCAAUCAUUGUUUUCUAUGCAAACAAAUGGCUUCUCUCCAGAAAGACUCCUACACAAUUCUGUGAAAGUGAACUUCUACAAGGUCUCGUUGACCUUCUGCCUAUUGGUGACAAUAUCCGCAGCAGCAGCAGCAGCAAUAACAACAAAAAUAAUAGCAAUAUUAAUAAAGUUAGCGGCAAAGUAAAUAUUCCUGUUGGGUUUUAUUUUGCAUUGCUUUCAAGAUACCUUGAACUUGGGUUGAAAAAUGAGAAUAUUAAAAGAAAACUACAAGACCAGAUCACAGUACUACUGCACUUUGCACAAGGGGAGGACUUUUUCCCUCUUCUUCAUGUUCCGGAUCACUCAGUGUCAACUAUGGAGAACGUAGUUUCAAAAUAUGUGGCGUCAAACUCAGAAACAAACCAUAGUCUAGUAGGUGAAGCAAGGUGCUACAGAGUUGCAGAGUUGUGGGAUUCAUUUCUAUUUCAUGUAGUAGACGCACAUCCAGAAAUGGAGCUCAAGAGAUUCAUGGAACUGAUUGAAAGAGUACCUGCAGCUUAUAGACACAGUCAUGACCAACUCUACAGAGCAAUAAACAACUUUCUCAAGGCACACAAAGAAAUAUCCCAAGAAGAGAAGGGAGCAAUAUGCAAGAAUCUCAGCUGUCAAAAGCUAUCACAAGAGACAUGCAUUGAAGCUGUUCAAAAUGAACUCAUGCCACUGCGUCUAAUAGUGCAAGCACUGUUUGUUCAACAGCUAAACACACACCAAACCUUCAAAGAAUGCUCAGAUUCCUUCAGGUAUACAAAUUGUGGGGCAGAAUUUUUGUCAGGAAGCCUGUCCAGCUCUAGAUGCCCUUACUCCAGAAGCCAGAAUCUAGCCGAAAGCCCAUACACCACGGCCGAUGGGCCUGAAAUGGGUAGUAGCAGCGGCCCAUUGGGCUUGAUGCUUCACAAGGACAUGAUGAUGAUGCAGAAGAUCAAGUUUUCCACCACAGAAUAUGAGGCCACAAGCUUCAGAAUCCAGAACCUUGAACAAGAGCUCAUGAGCUUGAAAAGAAGCCUGCAGUUGCAGAACAAAGAGUUAAGCAAAAGUCAGAAGAAGAUGGUGAAACCUUAUGGCUUGGAAGAAAGAUCAAUGAGCAAGAAGAGGAACGGUGUGGGACAAGCCAGUAGUUGCAUUAGUUCUGUGAAUUUUUCCUCCCAGAGAAAAUAUGCAAGUAGGAUAUUGAAGUUGUUUCGUCGCUUAACUUGGUUUGCAAGUAGGAAAUCUAAGAGAAAGCCUGCAACUCCUUCUCAUUGGCCCAACUCUAUGUAGCAAGAUGCAAGUUCACUAGUGAGAUGUAUCAUGUUGAUAAACAAAGGGGGGGAGACAAAUAUGUAUGUAUAUAUAACCCUGUUCUCACUUCCUCAAUCUCCAAAUUUUGUUAAAUGAAGAUGAAAUUAUACUUAA
Molecule: messenger RNA, 2546 nt
Organism: Neltuma alba
Lineage: Eukaryota; Viridiplantae; Streptophyta; Magnoliopsida; Fabales; Fabaceae
Product: BTB/POZ domain-containing protein At5g48130-like
Exons: 5
Coding region: 369-2411 (680 amino acids)
Molecular function (GO): protein binding
Source: RefSeq, a predicted model, not a curated record